Messenger RNA from Anopheles bellator, 2045 nucleotides. RefSeq lists its product as uncharacterized. The record is from RefSeq and is a predicted model, not a curated record. Bases 394 to 960 code for a protein of 188 amino acids. Lineage: Eukaryota; Metazoa; Arthropoda; Insecta; Diptera; Culicidae. The transcript is spliced from 4 exons.
CGGCAACGACAACGCGACAAGUGGUGCCAUCGAAGGACUACUUCCAACCCAGUUACUAAACUUACUCCGUUCCGCGUGCCGGUAGAGCUGAGUCCCGAACCCUAGGCCAACCGAUCGCUCUGUGAGGAUUAGCACAAAUUGUACCAGUUUCUGCCACUGACCUGGUUAACUUGCUGGUGAUCGAUGAAUAACCGAGUGAGGAACGAUUAUUUCGCCAAAAGGAAGUGUUGCUGAAUGCGCCGGUCUGUUGAAUACGGACAGUGACGAUUACGAAAGUGAGUGCAGUGAUAAAAACGGACGGAGAAUUACAGGCGGAAGAACUAGUGGAAGAACCUGAGACCAUUCCUUGCAAGAUUUAAAAUACCCGUAAAGGUCACGGGCGAAAAGUUGAAGAUGAUUACACAUUGGACGCUGGUGCUGGUGGUGGGGUUGGUGUUGGGCCCGUACCGCGCGCUCGCCCGCCCAACGGAACCGGAAGCCGGAGCCCGUGCGGAGGAAAUCUACAGCGAGCUGGCCGAAGAGUUCCGCCAGCUGCACAAUCAGGAGCUACGCAUGCUGCAGUAUCUGUCCGUGCAGGCCGAACGCCAGCAGCAUGAGGAAGCCUUCCUGCAGCGACAACGUGAGCAACAGCAGCAACAACGGCAGCAACUGCUCCACGAGGCCCGUAACUCACUGCUCGAAGAAGGAUCCCUGUUGGACGACAUUCCGGCCGAGUUUUCGGGCGGUGUAACGGUGAACAGUGCUGGUGGCGGCGGCGGUGAUGGAUCUGUCGUCAGUGGCCGCAAUCUCAACAGCUACGGAACUGACCUCGCGGUGCAGACAGAACCGGCACAAAGGGAGACCAUCCAUCCGAAGAGACAAAACGAGAAGAAAAAUAAUCACUACAUGUCCUUAUGCCACUUUAAGCUUUGCAACAUGGGACGUAAGCGCAAUCAACGAUUUCCUCAAUUCUGGAACUAAACGGCAAUAGCUGAUCUUCGGGACAACGACACGCCUCGUCCACUUACUACACUGAAUCAGCAGCGACACACGACAAAAGAUAUUGCGGCACGAGUUAGGAUACGCAAGCCAAAACGGGAAGGAAUCCCCUCCACACACCUCCACUCAAACGAUUUUACUGAAUGCGUUCUCGGACUUCCGACUUUCUGGGCCGGUACCGAGUAAAGAUUAAAAUUUCUGGUUGGCCAAAUGAACUACUGUAAGCGAAUCGAAACACUUUUCUGCCCAGAGCACCGUUAGGAAACAGAGACUGCCUGGCUGCCGUUAGCCGCGCAAUGGGAGCCAAAGACACUACACAGUCAGAGACAUCCAAAUUUGCCUCCAAAAUCCGCAUCCGGUGUGGAGUAAAUAGUAAAUGUACAACGUUAGAAGGGGACCCUACUUCCGCACACGAAAUUAAGCAUAACGUGCCCCGAUGGUUGAUACUAACUUAAAUUAUCGAUUGAAUACCCACUGGAAAUGAUACUUAAAUUUACUUAUUUGCCAUUAGCCCCGAAGGAGACAAACGAGGUACAAGUUAUUUAGAGAAACAAAAGAUUAAAAUGAGGACUGAAUGUAUUACAAGGUGUGCAAAUUGAGCUACGUCUCGGUAGUUUUAGCCCACGUUAGAUUGUUAAGUCACAACCGCCAACAUGACACACCACUAAGGCCAGCCAAGAUGGAACAUGGAAAAGUAUUGAGAAUUUUCUGUUUUUACUUUUAUUUCCCUCAUCAUUCCCCAGCACCCAAAGUUUGCAUCUCAUCCUUGUUUCGACCUUAAGAGCCUUAACAUUAUAUUAUUUAACUUUGGUCGCCACCAUCCAAACGCCCGAUUCCCACUUAUCGCACACAAACAUUAGCGAUCAUCCGUCGCCGUCGUCGCGAUCGUUGUUGGGCUUCGAAGCCCAAACGAAAGCGGAACAAUUUGUAUUACUAGCCUAAGUUAUGAUUAGACGUAUGUUUAACAUUCCGAAUCGAUUCCUUUUUUUAUUAUUUGUUACUUUAGCGAUUAGAAGCAAAGUGGAAGAGACAGCUAUAAAAUACAUGCACCUAAAUUAUAUAUCCUA